GAAGCUGAUUCGCUUAUCAUCCCCAAGAUCCUGUUCAGGUGAAUAUCAUGUUAAGCAUGGCACCCCACACGAAGCAAGGUCGAUCCCUAUCGCAAGGGGAUUUCGAUAGCAAGAUUCGGGCACGUGUUCACACUCCAGCGGGCCGUAGCAAAAUCCAACUACCGCUUGGAGACGGUGAAACGUUCGUAUAGCGGCAACUCGAGCACGCAAUUUGCCUAACGUAUAGAAACAUGACCAAUCUCACGCAGAUUAGGCUUACAUAUAUAUCACCACCACCGUAAUAAUAGCUCGCAAUGCCCAGCCAUGGCUACUUGUCUAGACUCACCGGAAUAUCCAAGUCGAAUCCGAGUACCAGCCUUGAUUCUGCAGGCAACACAAGUCUUGAAACAUACUGUCACGAGCUGGGCAGCAUAUGCUCAGCCGCAAAAGGCUCCCGGGUACCGCCUCGGCUCCGGACCAACAUGUCUUACAAACCCCUCGCCUCUGACGACCCCGAAGAGCAAACGAACUAUGGUUCAAACAGUUCAUCAGAGGGAACCCCCAGUAUAAAUCCCUCAGCUUUGUUGGGCAUAGAGGGCGAGUUUACAAAUGAAGAAAAGAGCCCGCCAAACCCCUUUUCGGAUUCUGAAACUGCUGCGUACUGGCAAGACGUGUACGAUAAAUGCCGUUAUGAGUGCAGACACGUGUUCAACCCGGGACUUACUUGGACUGUGAAAGAAGAGAAAGAACUUGUCCGCAAACUCGACUGGAAAGUUUGUCUAUGGGCGUGUGUCAUGUUUUUCGGGCUGCAGGUAGACCGGAACAAUCUCUCGCAGGCGGUUUCGGAUAAUAUGUUGGAUGAUUUGGGCUUGAGCACAAAUGAUUACAACUACGGCAAUUCGAUAUUCACCAUAUCUUUCCUGUUCGCCGAAUUGCCCUCCCAGCUCCUCUCCAAGGCACUGGGCCCAGAUCGAUGGAUACCCAUGCAAAUGGUACUCUGGUCGUUCGUCGCCAUCUCCCAAUGUGCCCUUGUUGGCCGCAGAUCCUUCUUCAUCACCAGAAGUCUCCUGGGUCUCUUGGAAGGCGGUUUCAUCCCCGACCUAGUCCUCUGGCUCUCCUACUUCUACACGUCCCGCGAGCUCCCCAUCCGCCUCAGUUACUUCUGGACCACCCUAUCCGUAACCGGCAUCAUUACCUCGCUCCUCGCCUUCGCCUUACUCCACCUCCGCGGCGUCAUGGGCUGGGAAGGCUGGCGCUGGCUGUUCCUCCUGGAAGGUUUCAUGACCCUGACGGUCGGCGUGACGUCGAUUUUCAUGAUUCCUGCAUCCGCGGUGCAGACCAAGACAUGGUUCCGACCCCAGGGGUGGUUCACUGCGCGAGAGGAGGCUAUCGUGGUGAACAGGGUGUUGAGGGAUGACCCCUCGAAGGGAGAUAUGCAUAAUCGCGAGGCGCUGACGCCGAAGCGGUUGUGGGAGGCGUUGACGGACUAUGAUUUGUGGCCGUUGUAUGCGAUUGGUUUGGUUGCGUUUAUACCGCAGACCCCGCCGAAGACGUAUAUCACGCUCCUGCUGCGGUCUCUUGGAUUCAGCACUUUUACUACGAACCUGUUGACGAUCCCUGCAGAAAUAUUCCACAUUGUCAACCUGAUUCUACUCACCAGACUAUCGGAAAAGCUGAAUGAGCGAUCACUUGUGUCCAUCAUCCAACCCCUGUGGGUAUUGCCAUGUAUCUUUGCCCUGCGCUUUUGGCCGGGCGUCUUCGAUGACAAAUGGGGCACUUACACUUUGUUAAUGGCUCUUCUGUCCUAUCCGUACUGCCAUGCGAUUCUGGUCGGCUGGUGCUCAAAGAACUCAAAUAACGUCGGCACGCGCACAGUAUCCGCCGCUCUAUAUAACAUGAGUGUCCAAACCGGGAGUGUUUUCUCGGCCUACGUGUACCGCGAAGACGACAAGCCGCUAUACCACCGUGGGAAUUCAACCCUACUCAUUAUAAAUAUAGUUUCCAUUAUAUUGUUCCUGCUCACGAAGCUAUACUAUGUGCGGAGGAACAAGCUGAAGGCGAAUGAAUGGAACGCUUUAACCGAGGAGCAGCAAAAUGAGUAUCGGAAGAAUACCAGGCUCCAGGGGAGCAGAAGAUUGGAUUUCCAGUUUGCACAUUAAGCCCACGCUAGUAUAUUUUCAAGUUCACGUAUUGGCGGUUUCAUUGUACAGG
Messenger RNA from Pseudomassariella vexata, 2190 nucleotides. Its product is annotated as major facilitator superfamily domain-containing protein. Gene Ontology annotation, molecular function: transmembrane transporter activity. Gene Ontology annotation, biological process: transmembrane transport. The transcript is spliced from 7 exons. The record is from RefSeq and is a predicted model, not a curated record. The coding region runs from base 294 to 2138 and encodes 614 amino acids. Gene Ontology annotation, cellular component: membrane. NCBI's taxonomy places the organism in Eukaryota, Fungi, Ascomycota, Sordariomycetes, Amphisphaeriales, Pseudomassariaceae.